Messenger RNA from Gastrolobium bilobum, 2576 nucleotides. Its product is annotated as flowering time control protein FY. The transcript has 18 exons. Gene Ontology annotation, cellular component: mRNA cleavage and polyadenylation specificity factor complex. Bases 102 to 2297 code for a protein of 731 amino acids. Gene Ontology annotation, molecular function: protein binding. The record is from RefSeq and is a predicted model, not a curated record. Lineage: Eukaryota; Viridiplantae; Streptophyta; Magnoliopsida; Fabales; Fabaceae.
UUAGGGGUUUUAGGGUUUUUCUCCCUCCUAUUCUCUCCAUUUCCAAAUCUCCAUUUGUCUCUUAUUCCCAGACUUUGCACUUUCUACCAAUCCGAGUCACAAUGAUGUACAAUGAUCCUCAUAACCACCAGCACCAGCAUCAGCACCAGCACCAGUACCAACAGCAGCAACAGCAGCAGCAGCAGCAGCAGCCGCAUUUCCACCAUCAGCAGCCAGGUCCGGAAUUUCACCGUGGACCGCCGCCGCAGCCGCCGCCGAUGAUGCGCCAGCCUUCUGCUUCGUCCACGAACCUUGCCCCUGAGUUUCACCACCCCGGUCCCGGAGGCCCCCCUCCGCCUCAUUACGAUGUUCAUAGUGAUAGCCAUGGUGCAAAAAGAAUAAGAAAGCUUACUCAACGGAAGGCAGUUGAUUAUACGAGCACAGUUGUGCGUUAUAUGCAGAUUCGUAUGUGGCAGCGGGAUUCAAGGGAUAGGACAGUACUGCAACCUACCCUGGCAGCAGCAAUUGAUAUGUUGCCAGCAAUUGGCUAUUCAGACAAUCCAUCUACAAGCUUUGCUGCUAAGUUUGUUCAUACAUCUCUAAAUAAAAAUCGUUGUCCUAUUAAUCGUGUUCUUUGGACUCCAACAGGCCGGCGUCUUAUUACUGGCUCACAGACCGGAGAAUUCACUCUUUGGAAUGGACAGUCUUUUAAUUUUGAAAUGAUUCUUCAGGCUCAUGAUCAAGCAAUUAGAUCCAUGGUCUGGAGUCACAAUGACAACUGGAUGGUCUCUGGUGACGAUGGAGGCGCAAUAAAGUAUUGGCAGAACAACAUGAACAAUGUUAAAGCCAACAAAUCUGCUCAUAAAGAAUCGGUUCGUGACUUAAGUUUUUGUAGGACAGAUUUGAAGUUCUGUUCGUGCUCUGAUGAUACCACAGUUAAAGUUUGGGAUUUUGCACGCUGUCAAGAAGAAUGUUCAUUAACUGGCCAUGGUUGGGAUGUGAAGAGUGUUGACUGGCACCCUACAAAAUCUCUUUUAGUAUCAGGUGGGAAGGACAAUCUUGUGAAACUUUGGGAUGCUAAAACGGGGAGAGAGCUUUGCUCAUUUCAUGGCCACAAAAAUACCGUGCUCUGCGUCAAAUGGAAUCAAAAUGGCAACUGGGUGUUAACAGCUUCAAAGGAUCAAAUUAUAAAGCUUUAUGACAUAAGGGCAAUGAAGGAGCUUGGAUCAUUCCGUGGACAUCGGAAGGAUGUUACAGCUUUGGCUUGGCAUCCAUUCCAUGAGGAGUACUUUGUCAGUGGGAGUUAUGACGGUUCCAUCUUCCAUUGGCUUGUUGGGCACGAGACUCCACAAAUUGAAAUUUCCAAUGCUCAUGACAAUAAUGUGUGGGAUCUUGCAUGGCAUCCUAUUGGAUACCUUCUUUGCAGUGGUAGCUCUGAUCAUACAACAAAGUUUUGGUGCAGACAUAGGCCAGGAGACUCUGCUCGUGAUAGAUUUAACACUGGCAUGCAAGGAUAUACUGAGCAAAAUCCUGUUGCUGGUCGUGUGAGUGGUAAUUUUACAAUACCUGAAGGCCCGACAACUCCAGGACCAUUUGCUGCUGGAUUGACUCGAAAUGAGGGUACCAUUCCAGGUGUUGGUGUUGCGAUGCCCUUAUCUAUUCCUUCUCUUGAUGUGCCUCAAGGGGAGCAGAAGCAACCCCAUCCUGUUUCAAUGGGUGCUCCUCCUCUCCCCCCGGGUCCACAUCCCUCUCUUCUUACUGCCAGUCAACAACAACCAUACCAACAGAAUCCUCAGCAGAUGCAACAUCAACACCAGACACUACCACAACAGAUGGGUCCUUUGCCUAUGCCUCCAAAUAUGCCACAGCUACAACACCCUUCCCAUUCGCCCUUGGUCCCUCACCAACAUUUGCCUCGCCCUCCACCCCAAAUGCCACUUGGGAUGCCAGGAUCUCUACCAGGGAUUUCAUCAGUUCCAACAUCACAUCCAAUGCCAAUGCCAGGUCCAAUGGGAAUGCAAGGUGCAAUGAAUCAGAUGGGUACUCCAAUGCCACAAGGUCAUUAUGUGGGCAUGAAUCAAAUGCAUUCAGGGUCCUUGCCCCCAAGUGGAGGGCCACCUCUUGGAGGUUUUCCAAGCAACCUCCCUAAUAUGCAAGGGCCAUCAAAUAGCAGUUAUCCUCAAGGUGCUCCAUUCAACAGACCUCAAGGUGGACAAAUGCCUUUGAUGCAAGGGUACAAUCCUUACCAGUCUGGAAAUCAAUCUGGGAUGCCUCCCAGCGCACAACCAGGGGCAUCACACUCUCAAAUGCCUCAAUAGAAAAGGAAAUUGUUUUAUUUCUUCGUAUUUAUUUAAUGUGUAGUUUCGCCCCCUUUUUUCUAGUUAUUGUUUUGAUCUACUGCAAAAGUUUCACAUAAAGAAAUUGUGUUCUCUUCUGAUGCUGUCAAUUAUUUGUAAUUUUAUCCUUUGGAUGUUAGGGGAUUCAGGAGUGAGCUAGAUGUAAUUUACAGUGUGUCAUUGUUUGAGUUCGAUUAUUUGAUACUAUAUUUGCUAAAUGAGGAUAUAAAAAGGGGAUAUUAUGUGAAACAUUAUAUUCUA